AGGUAAUUAAUCUCUACGCCUCUCUCUCUGCAAUUACUCCUUGAGAGCAUCUCUCUCUAGAAUACUGAGUAUUGCUGACUUGAGCGUCGGAGUGUUUUUCCCGAGGAAACAACCUCGGGAUUUUCAGGUGUAGAAGCAGUUGAAGACUUCAACAGUGUUGGGUCGUGAAGUUGCCGAAACAUUGGCGCCGUCUGUGGGAACUCGAACAAAAAGCUAUGUGAUUUAACCGGCAGAAAGACAAAAUGGUUCGUACCUUUACAGGAGAAUGCCCCCCAAGAAAUGAAAUAGACGAACAGGAGGACGAUCACGUAUCUGAGGCCGGCUUGAAUGACUUUAGGCCGAUGCCAAGAAAUCUCUUUGUAGGAGGAGCCGAACAGGAUUACCUAAGUGAGACGGAUGAUGAAAGAACACCAACUGGGUAUGCAACCCAGCCUGAACAGUUCCAAGCUCCAACAGGAACGAGACAAAGAUCUGCCAGACCGAACAAUUCACAGCGUGAACGACCUGAAAGGUCAGCAGAACCUGCUCGGACAACCGAGCUCGAAGAGAGAACCAGAGUUCUCGAAAUGGCAAUGGGAAGAAUCCUUGCCCGCUUAAUCCCUGAUGACCCCCUAAUUCCUUUGUUGAACAGGGAUGCGCAACCAGCUGCGGUUGUAGCGACUAGAAACUCACCCGCUCUUAGCAAUAUAGUGGUGCCGACCAGGCCGAGGGGAAGUGGGAAGUUGAAUGUCGAGCCCAGCUCGUCCAAAUACAGUGAAGAAUUGAUGAGAAAGAACGCAGACCUUGAAAGGCAACUGCGGGAUGUACAGAAAUCCAUUGACGAGCUGAAAAGCCCUCGGUCGCAUCAGCAGACUUUGGAUUUGGAUAGCGCUCCGCUGAACCUAUCCAUCACGGCAGAACCAUACCAAGAGGGAUUCAAAAUUCCCCACUUAGAGACGUAUGAUGGCACGAAAGACCCGGAUGAACAUCUGCACACCUAUCAAGCCAUCAUGAGGAUUCAAAACGCCAAUGAUGCUAUGAUGUGCAAAGUAUUCCCGGCGACACUGAAAUCAACAGCCCGAAGAUGGUAUCACAAACUCCCCAGGCAUUCAAUAGAUUCGUUUUCCCAGCUCGCCAAGUUGUUCUCUAACAAAUUUGCAAGCCAAAGGGAGAUCAAGCGCACAGCAACUGAGCUGAUGCAAGUUAGCCAGAAGGAAGGGGAGUCUCUGAGGGAUUACAUGCAGCGGUUCAACAAAGCCACAUUGGACAUUGAUAAUGUCCCAGAUACAAUCUGCUUGUCUGCACUGUUACAUGGAUUGAGGCGUGGCCGGUUCCUAGACGACCUGCUUGAAAACCCACCGAGGACGUGGAACGAAGUGAAUGACAGGUCGGCCAGCUUCAUACUGUCAGAGGACUUUCAGUCGUCCAAGCGACGAGCUGAUGAUAAGCCGAGCAGAGGCCCGGAACAACAACCGAGAAGAGAAGAGAAAAAGAAGCAGAAGCACUGGGUUCGGAGACCUCCACCCCCACUACAUGAUUCCUCGAGGGCAGAUAAGACCAAGCAUUGUGACUACCACCGUGUAUAUGGUCACAAUACAGAGGACUGCCAACACUUGAAGGACGAGUUAGAGUUUUUGGCUCGUAAUGGGAAGCUGGAAGGGUAUGUUCAAAAGCCUCACACCCAACAACCCACUCAAACUCAUUUUGUACAGGCGUACGACCGACCUCAAGGACAGAGGUACCAGCAUGGAGGGACGCAGGAUGCAUAUCAGGAUAGUCUUUAUCCUUCUGAACAGGGCAGAGCAUACCGAGGACGUCCUUUCAACAGGAGAGGACAGGGACCGAGAACUACCGCCCCGAAUCAAAAAGACAGGAAGGGGGUAGGUUAUGCUGAAAUACCCCCACCUUCUGGUACAAUAAACAUGAUAUCGGGUGGUGUUCACUCAGGGGGCCAAAGCGCCCGAGCUCGCAAAGCGUAUGCCCGACAGGUGAUGACCGUUAACAAAGACAGACCCUUGAAACGGCCGUUUGAGGAGGCAGAAUGGGAAAAUACGCCCAUUACGUUCAGCCCGUCAGAUUACAAGCGAGCAGAAGGAGAGCCUGAUAUUAUGAUGCCUCAUGCAGAUCCCUUUGUAGCAACAGUUCAUAUAGGCAAUCAUAAUGUCAAUAAGGUGUUUAUUGACACCGGCAGUUCGCCAGACAUCCUGUACUGGGGUUGCUUCCAGAAGAUGCAGCUAAAUCCGAGCUCGCUGCAGAAGCACGAAGGCCCAAUAUACGGGUUCGAUAACCAGCCCGUCCCGGUUGAGGGAGUCAUUACUCUUCCUAUAUAUGUGGGCUCAGAACCGCGCUUUAGGAUGGCUUCUGUCACCUUCCUGGUCGUCAAGAUGGAAUCAGCCUUCAAUGCCAUACUGGGAAGAGCCACACUGUGCGAGCUGAAGGCUGUUGUCUCACAGCCCCAUCUCUGUAUGAAGUUCCCAACUCCUCAGGGGGUAGGAGUGCUGAAAGGAAAUCAGAAGAUGGCUAGAGCCUGCUAUCAAGACACGUUCAAGAAAGUUGAGCUCGUUGCAACCCCGGCGAGUGUUGAGGGUCGGAAGCCAACCCAGCUUGGUCAACAGACAAUGAGCAUAUCAGACAUUGAGCAUCGACCUGAAAGCGUCGAGCAGAAGGCAGAGCCAGUAGAGCCAGUAGAAACGGUGCCUUUGAACCCGGAUGUGCCAGAAAGGACAGUGAAGAUCGGCACUAAACUUACAGACGAAGAACGGGCAGAACUUCUGGAAUUCUUGAGGAAUAAUCAGGAUGUGUUUGCAUGGACUACGGACGAAAUGCCUGGCGUCCCAGCAGAAUUGACAACAUUGAAGUUCCCAUUAGCGAAAGUUGAAGGGUGUAGGCAGUUGAAGUGCAAGGGACCAAGGAUGGAGCUAACUCUGGUUCAACCUGAUGAUUGGCAUCUUCAUCUGCGCGAUGGUGAACUUCUUCUAGCUAUUGUCCCUCACAGGGCAAUUGUGAUUCCAAACUUGAAACCUCCAGUUACUACCACUGCUGCUGCUGUGACUCAUCGGGAAUCCAUUUUGAAAGCAUUGCCUACUGGUAGCAAUUUCAAUCCUCUAAUGACACUGUAUUUAACAGAUACAACAAGUCCUGAUGAGAUCAGGCUUGCAAGAAGUAGCAAGGUUGUUUUUGCUGUUAAGUUGUACCCUGCCGGUGCAACCACAAAUUCUCAAGAUGGUGUCACAGACCUAUUUGGAAAAUGUUUGCCUGUCCUUGAGCAGAUGGUUGAGCACAACAUGCCUUUGCUGGUUCAUGGGGAGGUUACAGAUCCCAGUGUUGAUGUUUUCAAUCGUGAGAAAGUGUUCAUCAACACUGUUUUGCAACCUUUAAUCCAAAGGCUUCCAAAGUUAAAAGUUGUGAUGGAGCAUAUCACCACUAUGGAUGCUGUUAGGUUUGUUGAGUCCUGUGAAGGAGGUAUACCUAAAUGGUAUAUUCCCAGAGGAGUUUACCAUUUAUCUGACAUUCUUUUCUUCUAUAGGUCUUAUCUGUAACCAUUUAACUUUCUUCCUUUCGGCCCCUUUAGUCUCACUAGUUCACUUCCUUAGGAUUUGUAGCUGCAACUGUUACUCCUCAACAUCUUCUGCUAAAUAGAAAUGCUCUCUUCCAAGGAGGACUGCAACCACACAACUACUGCCUUCCAGUGCUCAAAAGAGAAAUCCACAGACAGGCUAUUGUUUCAGCCGUGACCAGUGGAAGUAAAAGAUUUUUCCUUGGAACUGAUAGUGCUCCCCAUGAGAGACGAAGAAAAGAAUGUCCUUGUGGUUGUGCUGGCAUUUAUAAUGCCCCGGUUGCCUUAGCCUUAUAUGCAAAGGUCUUUGAAGAGGCGGGUGCACUUGACAAACUAGAGGCAUUUACAAGCCUUAAUGGUCCAGACUUCCAUGGUCUUCCAAGGAACACAUCAAAGAUUAAAUUGAGCAAGACUUCAUGGAAAGUUCCAGAGUCUUUCUCAUUUUCAUUCGGUGAUAUCAUUCCUAUGUUUGCAGGUGAAACACUAGAGUGGCAAGCAUCCUUCUCGUAACUUGUAAGUCAGUUUUUACGAGCAGAUUAUAAUUUCAAAUUGUUUCUGAUCAUUAAUGUGCCUGCGUGGUAUGUUUAUUGCUGACAGUGUGAACUUGUAUUGUUUUCAAACGAGAGUUGAAGCAAACAAACUUUUGUUACUUUU
Messenger RNA from Rubroshorea leprosula, 4189 nucleotides. The record is from the annotation of a GenBank genome assembly. NCBI's taxonomy places the organism in Eukaryota, Viridiplantae, Streptophyta, Magnoliopsida, Malvales, Dipterocarpaceae.